AUGUCUCUUGAACACUCCAAACGCAAACGUGCUAAUAUAAAACGCAAUAUAUCACGCAUUAAAUCUAUAGUUGAGGGAUCAAAAGACUUUGAUGAAAAGCCUUCACAUGCGGAGUUGCAAUGCCGACUGGGAAUACUAGAGUCAUACUUUAAACAAGCACUCUCAGUUCAAGCUGACAUUGAAGAUUUGGAUCCAUCAGACACAGGUCGCGCAGAUUUAGAGGAUAGCUAUGUCACAGCCAAACUUUGCAUUCAAGCACAACUUGGGGACGAAGGAAACGUUACAAUUAAUUACCCCGAGACAACAGCUCCAACACCUGUUUCCACGCCAUCAUUCUUGCCAAGGUUGUCGCUGCCUGUCGCUGGAAACCGUAAGAGCCUUCCAGGAAUUACCUCCUUAUUUACGCUGCAAACAGCCGAUAAAUCAAACUAUCAACAAUUGCGUAGUUUGAUUGACAAGGCAUCAGCUAUAUUCAGUUCGUUAGAAUCGUUGGGCACGAGCUCCAACAUCGCACAAGCAAUGCUGAUUUACAUUGUCAUUGGAAAAUGUGAUCAGCAAACUCGCAACAAAUGGAAUGAAUCGCUAGACUACAAAUCGCUUCCAACUUGGAUACAAUGCACCCAAGUUUUAGAACGCCAUUGUCAGUUUUUGCAUUCAUCCGACUCCUCAUCACAUCAUAAGUUCGAGUCCACCAAACCAAUUCGGAUUUCUACCCGUGGACAAAACUCAUCAUUCGCCAUCACUAAGCUUUCUUGUGUUCUUUGCUCUAGCGAUAAACACAAACUCAUUGGAUGUUCUCAAUUUAAGGACAUGAACACGAAUCAACGCUACGAUGCUGCCAAGAAAUACGACCUCUGUAUCAAUUGUCUGAGCAAUGGUCACAGAGUAGCUCAGUGUGCGUCGAAGCAUCGCUGUCGCUCCUGUAACAGAACGCAUCAUACGCUCUUGCAUCAUGACAACGCGACUCUGCCUACACUUGCAAGUCCAACAUCUCUUCCUGUUUCGCAAUCGUUUCAACCAUCAUCAUCAUGUUCAACUAAACCUCAUACAUACAACCAACUAGCUGCCACGCAUUCGCAUAUGGAGACAUCGGAUCACGGGCAGGUCAUUUUAGCAACAGCUUUAGUUUUAGUUAAAGAUUCAACGGGUGCGUACAAGCUUGGAAGAGCUCUUCUCGACUCAUGUUCUCAAGUGAAUUUCAUGACCGAUGAGUUCGCACAAAGGCUUCACCUUCGUCGAGAAAAGUAUCACAUUGGCAUUCGCAGCAUAGGUGACUCAGUUACCAACCUUAAAGCUCGAACCACCACAACAAUUAAGUCACGUACAUCAGCAUUUCAACUUUCGCUCCAGUUUGGUAUCACACCCCAUAUUGCAUACCAACCUGAUGCUGAAAUUGACACAAUAAACUGGAAUUUGCCAGCCAACACAACUUUGGCUGACGAAACGUUCUUCAAACCUCGACGCAUCGAUCUGUUGCUUGGAACAGAGGCAUUUUUUGAAGCUCUCGCUAUUGGUCAAAUAAAGCUUGGCCAAAAUUUACCUAAAUUGCAAAAAACUUUAUUUGGCUGGGUGGUUUCUGGAAGAUACCAGUCCAAGCACUAUACGCCUUCAAGGUCAUGUCUGCUUUUUCGCGAAGACUCUAUUGACGCAAACAUGCAACGCCUUUGGGAGCUCGAAACUGUUGACUGCAAACCCAACCCUAUUUCAUCUGAUCAUCGCAUUUGUGAACGUCAUUUUAUGGCCACAACACAUCAAGAUACUACUGGACGCAUAAUUGUGAGGCUGCCAUUUAAGGACAAUCCAGCUGCACUUGGAGCCUCAUACGACAUCACUCGUCGCCGAUUCCUAGCAAUAGAACGCCGUCUGUCGCAUUCGCCAGACACUUAUUCCCAGUACGUCUCGUUCAUGGAAGAAUACGAACGUCUUGGUCACAUGUCUGUAGUAAAAGCGCCGAAAUUAGAUGAACCACACUAUUACAUUCCACAUCACUGCGUACUGAAACCUACAAGCGCAUCAACAAAGUUACGAGUAGUGUUUGACGCCUCUUGCCAAACUACGACACAAACAUCGCUAAAUGACUUACUUUUAGUCGGACCAACUAUCCAAACAGAGCUGUACAUGUUGCUUCUGCGCUUCCGUUUAUAUCGUUACGCUAUCACCGCAGAUGUCACUAAAAUGUACAGGCAAGUAUCCUUGAAUAAAAAUGAUCGUAAAUUUCAUUACAUUCUUUGGCGAGCUUCUGCAGACGCAGAUCUUCUCACAUACCAGCUCAACACUGUGACAUAUGGUACCGCCUCAGCCCCAUAUCUAGCAGUGCGAAGCCUUCACUAUUUAGCAGAUAAGCAUAUGGCAGAAUUUCCAAUUGGCGCCGCGGCUGUAAAGACUUCGUUCUAUGUCGAUGAUUUUCUAUGUGGUGCGGAUGACACAGAUGCCUUACACACAUUAAAGAAAGAAGUUAUUGAGAUACUUCAACGCGGACAGUUUCCUCUAUCCAAGUGGCAUUCCAAUCACCCAGAUUUCAUGGAAGGCCAAACUAUGAAAGAACUAAGCGUUACUGACGAUUUUACAUCAAGUGCACUUGGGGUGACUUGGAAUCAACGCAACGACACGUUGUUAUUUUCAUUCACACCAAAGCAAGUUCACAAGUCUGUCACAAAACGCACAAUACUGUCUAUCGCUUCAUCGCUGUUCGAUCCACUUGGAGUGCUCUCACCAGUCGUGAUAACCUCAAAAAUAAUUAUGCAGGAAUUGUGGCUGCUAAAAUUAGAUUGGGACGAUUCGGUUCCUCAACAUAUACACCAAGCAUGGAAUUGUUGCUUAGCAUCUCUAAACUCGCUUUCAUCACUCAGCCUGCCUCGUUAUUGUCUGCUACCAAAUGCUCGCGACAUACAGUUGCAUGGUUUUUGCGACGCAUCAAUUCGGGCAUACGGUUCGGCAAUUUACAUACGCGUAGAAGACUCUGACGGAAAGGUUGCUGUGCAUUUAUUAACGUCGAAAUCAAGGGUCGCGCCAGUAAAAAAGCAGUCUCUUCCAAAACUCGAACUUUGCGGUGCCCACCUUCUCGCUUGCCUGUAUGCUAAGAUAAAGAACAUAUUCACAUCUGUUAGCAUAACUACUUUCUUUUGGACUGUUUCACAACUAGUUCUACAUUGGAUAAAACAACACUCUGUUACGCUGUCAACGUUCGUGGGCAACAGGGUAUCUGACAUACAGGAAUUGACCGCAGGUGGACAAUGGAGGUAUGUGCCUUCCAAAGAGAAUCCCGCCGACCUAGUAUCUCGAGGCUGCCCUGCUGCUGAUCUCAAAUCUUCGAUAUGGUUUUCUGGUCCUCACUUUUUGCAAGAAAACGCAAUGAAAUGGCCAAGACACACAGGCAAUAUUGAGCUUGACAUGGAUAUUGUGAACAGAGAAAAACGCAAGAAGACAUUUGCUAUAGUUAAGGAGGUAAACUACUUGAUCGAUGUCAUUGAUGGCAUAAGCUCGUAUCUUCAUUGUCUGCGUCUCAUCGCCUGGCUCUUUCGGUUCAGUGAUAAAUGCAGACGAAAGUAUACGACAAACACCAUUUCGCCAUCUCCUGACGAAUUACGACGUGCAUCAUAUUGCAUUAUUUUUAACAUUCAGCAACAACAUUUUUCAAACGAUAUUCAAUUGCUUCGAAAAAACCAAGCCCUAAGGAGUAACUUGAAGUUCCUCACACCAUUCUUGGAUAACGUAACAGGUUUUGAACUCAUAAAAGUUGGCGGACGUCUAGAUUAUGCAGAUUUACCCAACUCGCAGAAACAUCCGAUUCUACUACCCAGCGAUUCCCAAUUUGUACUAAAGUAUGUUCGACAUCUACAUUUGCGAAAUUUUCAUGCAGGCCCAAAGGCAUUGGUCGCCUUCAUCAGAUUAGAAUUUUGGAUUGUCAACGCUAGAGAUGUUGCUCGUCGCAUCGUUCGUUCCUGUGUGCAUUGUGUUCGUUACAAGCCAGUGCUGCUACAACAGGUAAUGGGCCCACUACCAGUUACACGUAUUACUCCUGCACGCCCAUUUGAACGUUGCGGAAUCGACUUUUGUGGACCAAUAAACACAUAUCUUCGAAUUCGAGGAAAACCACCAACCAAGUCAUAUUUAGCUGUAUUUGUAUGCCUCGUAACUAAAGCUGUGCACAUCGAGGUGGUCUCCGACCUAUCAACAAACGCAUUUCUAAAUGCAUUAAAGCGAAUGAGUGGUCGCCGUAAAAUGCCAUGUGAUAUCUUUUGCGACAAUGCUACCAAUUUUGUGGGCGCAUCUAACCAGUUAAAGAACCUCAAACAGAUCUUAUUCAAGACUGAAACGUUAAAUGAAAUCCAUAAAUAUUGUUCCUCUGAUUUUAUUAAUUUCCAUUUUAUUCCACCCAGGGCACCUCACUUCGGCGGCCCUUGGGAAGCUGCGGUGAAGAGCGCGAAAGGGUUGUUAAAUCGCACAUUGGCAAACACUAAAUUGACAUUCGAAGAGUUAAGCACCGUUGCUGUAGAAGUAGAAGCCAUUCUUAAUUCACGUCCACUAUGUUCAAUGUCAUCAGAUCCCAACGACUUUGGUGCACUGACAGCUGGUCAUUUUUUGGUCGGUGAUUCUUUGCGUGGCUUGCCUGAGCGCUCACUGGAGCUGAGGACCGUUUCACACGUUGAUCGCUACAACACAAUCACUGCCAUCAAACAAAGUUUUUGGCGUCGCUGGUCUGUGGAUUAUAUAAACGAACUACGAGCCCGAGUAAAGUGGACAACACCUUCACCUAAUCUCACUAAGGGUGCUUUAGUGAUCAUACAUGAUGACAAUCUGCCACCGCAACGUUGGAGAUUAGGUCGGGUCGAAUCAACCGUGCUUGGACGAGAUGGCCGUGUUAGAGUGGUGAAUCUCCGAACUGCCAAUGGAACUCUUUGUAGGCCGAUACAUAAAUUAGCCAUUCUUCCAAUUUCUUGA
This is a messenger RNA of Bactrocera neohumeralis, 4941 nucleotides long. RefSeq lists its product as uncharacterized. The coding region runs from base 1 to 4941 and encodes 1646 amino acids. Gene Ontology annotation, molecular function: nucleic acid binding. Lineage: Eukaryota; Metazoa; Arthropoda; Insecta; Diptera; Tephritidae. Gene Ontology annotation, biological process: DNA integration. The transcript is spliced from 2 exons. The record is from RefSeq and is a predicted model, not a curated record.